UCCUAAAUUUUAUUCCAUCUGGAAUGCACCCCAGGUCUCUUGGUGGGGAAGAGUUAUCUCAUGUGUGCCCCCGCAUGCUGAGACUUCAUCUCAGGGGAAACCAGGGAGCCCCUGUCUCUCAUCCUUCCGCCCCUGCCCUCGUCAUCACUUUCUCCCCAUUUCUUUGUUCCCUCGACUGUGUCCCCAUCUUUCCGCAUCUCCUGGCCCCCAGGCUCUGUCUCCGCGCCCCCUCCCCCCGUGUCUCUCCUCCGCCACCGCUGUCUCCUCUCCAGCCUGCUUGGGCUGCAGCCCAGCCGUCCUGCCUGGCCAUCCUCCCUGGCUCCCCCUCUGCGGCUCUGAGCUGGCCCCACCCCCUGCCCCCCCACUCGGGCUAGGACUCCUCUGAUCCGCCCGUGAGCACAGAGGUCGGGGGCCUGGGACGGGCCGCAGCACCGCAGCACCCACAGAGGCCUUUCCUUGGCCCAAGCAGAGGAGCCCCCAGCAGAGGGCAUGGGGGUGGGCUGCCCCACCAGGUUAUUACAAGAUACUGAAUAUAGUUCCCUGUGCUCUACAGUUCGGGGCGCCCGCCCCCUGCUAGGCCAAGUGGAGGGGGUGUCCCCGCCCAAUGGGCCUGGCCAGGGCCCUGCGCCGCCUCAGCGGCGCCCUGGAGUCUGGAGACGACAGGGCGGGCGAUGAGGAGGAAGCGGGGCCGGGGCUGUGCCACAACGGGUGGGCGCCAGCGCAGUCGCCGGUGGGGCGGCGCCGCGGGCGCUUCGUCAAGAAGGACGGGCACUGCAACGUGCGCUUCGUGAACCUGGGCGGCCAAGGCGCGCGCUACCUGAGCGACCUGUUCACCACGUGCGUGGACGUGCGCUGGCGCUGGAUGUGCCUGCUCUUCUCCUGCUCCUUCCUCGCUUCCUGGCUGCUCUUCGGCCUGGCCUUCUGGCUCAUCGCCUCCCUGCACGGCGACCUGACUGCCCCGCCGCCGCCCGCACCCUGCUUUUCCCAGGUGGCCAGCUUCCUGGCCGCCUUCCUCUUCGCGCUGGAGACGCAGACGUCCAUCGGCUACGGCGUGCGCAGCGUCACCGAGGAGUGCCCGGCCGCCGUGGCCGCCGUGGUGCUCCAGUGCAUCGCCGGCUGCGUGCUAGACGCCUUCGUCGUGGGCGCCGUCAUGGCCAAGAUGGCCAAGCCCAAGAAGCGCAACGAGACGCUGGUCUUCAGCGAGAACGCCGUCGUGGCGCUGCGCGACCGCCGCCUCUGCCUCAUGUGGCGUGUCGGCAACCUACGCCGCAGUCAUCUAGUCGAGGCCCACGUGCGGGCCCAGCUACUGCAGCCUCGAGUGACCCCGGAGGGUGAGUACAUACCUCUGGACCACCAGGAUGUGGACGUGGGCUUUGAUGGUGGCACUGAUCGCAUCUUCCUUGUGUCUCCCAUCACCAUCGUGCAUGAGAUUGACUCCGCCAGUCCUCUGUACGAACUAGGACGGGCUGAGCUGGCCCGGGCUGACUUUGAGCUGGUGGUCAUUCUCGAGGGCAUGGUCGAGGCCACAGCUAUGACCACACAGUGUCGCUCUUCCUACCUCCCUGGUGAGCUGCUCUGGGGCCAUCGUUUUGAGCCGGUCCUCUUCCAGCGUGGCUCCCAGUACGAGGUCGACUAUCGCCACUUCCAUCGCACUUAUGAGGUCCCAGGGACGCCUGUCUGUAGCGCCAAGGAGCUGGAUGAACGGGCAGAGCGUGCCUCCCAGAGCCCCAAGUCUGGCUUCCCCAGCUCUCUGGCAGCAUUCUGCUAUGAGAAUGAACUUGCUCUGAGCUGCUGCCAGGAAGAAGAUGAGGAAGAGGAGGCCACGGAGGGGGAUGCGGCAGAGGCAGAGGACAAGGCUGCCAGCCCCCAAGUUCUCACACCAACCCUGGCGCUGACCUUGCCCCCGUGACGCAAGCUGGCAUCCCCUUAUUUGCAUCCCUUUCCCAGAAGUAGCAAGAUGGAGAGUUUGGGCCCUCUCCUGGGUGGAGGCAGGUGUUUCCUAAGACCAACAGGCCUGCUGAGUAAAUUAUUAGCUGGUGAUGUUCUGCCAUGCCUAGUGGACCCAUCAUGAACAUACUGGAGGGACCUUAAUUCCUCUGAAUAUUGUGCUCCCUCCUGAGACCCACUUGUCAUUCCAAUUCCUGAGUAUCGCUAGAGAUAAGGGACCCAGAAUUCUGGACCCCUCAAGAGGCGAGGACUGGUAAUUCUAGAUUCCUCUAGAUGGCUGGUUUGGUUUGUUAAGCAGGAUCAUGAAAUGAGGUAUAGACUGCCUCCAGGGGAAGAAGUCAGCUGUUCUCAAGUAGCAACAGAGAUCCAGAAUUCAUUGGCCUGAACUGACUUUAGAUUCAAGGGACUGUUGCUUCUCAACUCAGUUGACUCCAUAGCAAAUCACUUUUUCUAGAUGACCUAAAGAGGGGAAGUUAUGGGAUGCUCCCAAGAGUUUAAGAC
Molecule: messenger RNA, 2448 nt
Organism: Bubalus bubalis (water buffalo)
Lineage: Eukaryota; Metazoa; Chordata; Mammalia; Artiodactyla; Bovidae
Gene: KCNJ14
Product: potassium inwardly rectifying channel subfamily J member 14
Exons: 4
Coding region: 605-1909 (434 amino acids)
Biological process (GO): potassium ion import across plasma membrane; regulation of monoatomic ion transmembrane transport
Cellular component (GO): plasma membrane
Molecular function (GO): inward rectifier potassium channel activity
Source: RefSeq, a predicted model, not a curated record